UGCUCAAAAGAAAGAAGAUAAAAUCUUCUCUGUCUCUCUUUCUCGUUUCUAAGCUUCAUGAUCUUCCUUGCUUUCGCUGCUCUGAAAAGCACAUCUCACCUUCUCUGUCUACCCUUUACUCUGUUUUUGCGAAAUCUCUUCUCUUUCAAUCUUUUCACUUGCUGCAAUCUUUCUCAACGCAACAGCAAAGUCUCCAAGUUUCAUUUAUUUACGAUUUUCAGUUCCCGUUAAUCUUUAUAUACUCCCCCAAAAGUUCUUGAGCUUUUUGUUGGAUUGCUUCCUCUUCAAGAUCUUAUCUUACUCUGCUUAAAAAAUAAGCUGAAAUGAAAAUUUUCUCCUCUUGAUAAAGUGAUGCGAAAAUAUUCCCAGAAUUUUCCAGGAAAUAAAUUGGGAUUAACGUAUGUGUAAUAGUUCCCUCGCAUCAUAUCUCUUCACUGAAGCUUGCGUUUUUAGGUAAUAAACAACGUAGAGCAAAACGGAGCAUUUUGUUCAUGGAUUCGAAUAGCAAUCACAGUUAUCAUCACCAGAACAGCCAACCCGGUUCUGGGUUAUUGCGGUUUCGUUCAGCUCCAAGCUCCCUUCUUGCAAAUUUCAAUGAUAAUGGAGUUACUAAUGAUUCUGUUUUGAAUUUCCAAGAACUCGAGGAUAAAUCUGCAGUAAGAGUGAGAGAGGCACCUCUAAGUUACGCAAAUUCGCAGCAAACUUACUUUGGUUUGCCUCCUCAUUACCCAAGACAAAGUUCAGCCACCACCACAACUAUGGAUAGCUCUUACGGUUUGAUUGGUUCAAUGGCAAUGGGCCAUUCAGAGCAAGCCAAACGGGUUGAUUCAAAUCUUGCUAGGCAGAACAGCACCCCUGCUGGACUUUUUUCGAACCUCUCUGUUCAAAAUGGCUAUGCCGCCAUGAAAGGUAUCGGGAACUUUGCCGGGGCGAAAGCUACUAAUGGAGAAGCAAGUCCAAGACUGAAGAGCCAACUUAGCUUCCCAGCAAGAAUACCUUCUUCCUUAGGCACGUUGUUGCAGAUAUCAGAAACUGAGAGUGAAGCCAUUGAUGCAACCGAUCCUCACAGCGGAAAGCUUGGAGAUAGCAACUGUGACAGCCAAUUUUACAGCAGUUCUGGGUUUCCAUAUGGUUCUUGGAAUGAUUCACAUUUUGCAGAAAAUUAUAUUGGCAUGAAAAGAGAUCCAGAUGAUAAUGGAAAGCUAUAUUCUAAUAUUCAGAAUGGAGAGCUUGGAAAUCGAAUUCAUGUAUUAUCACAUCACUUAAGUUUGCCAAAGGCAUCAGUGGAUAUGGUUGCCAUGGAAAAGUUCCUUCAUUUCCAAGAUUCUGUUCCUUGUAAAAUUCGGGCAAAGCGUGGAUGCGCGACGCAUCCCCGAAGUAUUGCAGAAAGAGUGAGAAGAACCCGGAUCAGCGAAAGAAUGAGAAAACUGCAAGAGCUUGUUCCAAACAUGGACAAGCAAACAAACACGGCAGACAUGUUAGAUUUGGCUGUUGAGUACAUUAAAGAUCUUCAGAAGCAAUACAAGACUCUCGUUGACAACCGAGCCAACUGCAAGUGUUUGAGUAAGCAGCAGGCAGUGCCAAACCCAAUUUUAUGACUUGCUUCUGUACAGAAAAUAAGAGAAGUGGAUAGGAACCAGUUCUUAAUCUAGAAAGCAAUGUGUUUUUUUCUUUUCACUGAGCAAGACAUAGUAGGUUGGCUAGAAUUUUCUCUGCAAAAUUAUGAUAAGGAAACUACAAAGGUUUCAUUUACAUGAUACCUAAAAUAAAGAGAGAAACUUUCUUUCCUUUCA
This is a messenger RNA of Manihot esculenta (cassava), 1793 nucleotides long. Its product is annotated as transcription factor bHLH130. The transcript has 6 exons. Bases 492 to 1598 code for a protein of 368 amino acids. NCBI's taxonomy places the organism in Eukaryota, Viridiplantae, Streptophyta, Magnoliopsida, Malpighiales, Euphorbiaceae. Gene Ontology annotation, molecular function: RNA polymerase II cis-regulatory region sequence-specific DNA binding; protein dimerization activity; DNA-binding transcription factor activity, RNA polymerase II-specific. Gene Ontology annotation, cellular component: nucleus. Gene Ontology annotation, biological process: regulation of transcription by RNA polymerase II. The record is from RefSeq and is a predicted model, not a curated record.